UUGAUCAUUCAAUCCAAACUUUUUCUCCUCCACAAUAACAUUAUCCUAUACUAUCUUCCCUACCACAUCAAUAACUCAAUCUGAUUCAACCCUUUAUGGCUCCAAAAAUUGAUCAAGUGACCUCUGCUAAGGCAGCAAAACGCUGCUUACCAGCAUGUUCAGCCUUUCUACUAGCUUCUUUAAUCGCUUUUGCAGUCCAAAUCUUCUUCUUCUCGCCAAUAUCUCCUGACUUGCUUCAUCUUCCCCCAGUAUCUUCAGCGUCUCAUCUGCCUACAAAUAACUAUUUACAGAGUGUGAUUAAACUUGGAGAGGGAGUAGUUAGAGGUCCAGAAGAUGUUUGGGUGGACGCAAAGGGUGUGUUAUAUACAGCAACUAGAGAUGGUUGGAUAAAAAGAUUGCAUAAAAAUGGAACAUGGCAGGACUGGAAAAAGAUAGACAGUGAUGUUUUACUUGGAAUCACAACAACAAAGGAAAAUGAGCUUAUUGUUUGCGAUGCUGAAAUGGGUUUGCUUAAGGUUAAUGAUGAUGGGGUUACUGUUCUAGCAUCACACUUCAACGGAUCCCAAAUAAGGUUUGCGGAUGAAGUGAUUGCAGCAUCAGAUGGCAGUUUAUAUUUCAGUGUAGCAAGCACCAAAUUUGGACUCCAUGAUUGGCAUCUAGACGUGCUUGAGGCGAAACCUCAUGGGCAACUGCUCAAGUAUGACCCCGUAUCGAAUGAGACAUCAAUGUUGCUAGAUGGUUUGGGGUUUACUAACGGGGUUGCCCUCUCAAAAGAUGAAGACUAUUUGGUGUUCUGUGAAACAUGGAAAUUCAGGUGCCGGAAGUAUUGGCUUAAGGGCGAGACGAAAGGGGAGACUGAUGCUUUCAUUGAAAACCUUCCUGGUGGACCUGAUAACAUCAAUCUUGCCCCAGAUGGCUCUUUCUGGAUAGCUUUGCUUCAGUUGCAUUCUGAGAGGCUGGAAUUUGUGCACACCUCUAAGGCAACCAAACAUUUUCUAGCAGCAUUUCCAAAACUGUUCAGACUGAUCAACGCCGUCUACAAGAAAGCAUCGGUAGUGAAUGUGGCUACCAAUGGCAAGAUUAUCAGGAAGUUUGACGAUCCUGAUGGAAAGGUGUUGAGCUUUGUGACCAAUGCUCUGGAGUUUGAUAAUCAUCUCUACUUGGGUAGCCUCAACUCCAACUUCAUUGGAAAAUUACCCCUAAAAACAGAGUAAUUGUUUUUAAGUUUUAGUGUGAAAGGAAAAUAAUGCUGUACCACAGACAUAAGCUGAUGAAUUAAACAAUCUUGUAUAUGAUUGUAACUGAUCUCAGUGGCUUCAGAAAAUGACAUGAACAAUCGAGUGAUCAUUAAAUUAGAAAUAUAUAUGGGGUAUCUCAAUCUGAACUCUAAAUCAAUUUUCUA
Messenger RNA from Mangifera indica (mango), 1402 nucleotides. Its product is annotated as protein STRICTOSIDINE SYNTHASE-LIKE 5-like. Gene Ontology annotation, molecular function: strictosidine synthase activity. The transcript has 6 exons. Lineage: Eukaryota; Viridiplantae; Streptophyta; Magnoliopsida; Sapindales; Anacardiaceae. Gene Ontology annotation, biological process: biosynthetic process. The coding region runs from base 96 to 1214 and encodes 372 amino acids. The record is from RefSeq and is a predicted model, not a curated record.